AUGGCCAGCGACAAUUCCAGCGAUGAUGAACUAGAAUCCUUUCUGGAAAAUAAUGUUAAUAGAAAUGUCGAGCACAUUGUAACAAGAAAGAGUAUACCUCAGCAGAGAGACCUCUUCGGCAAGGUCCUUCCGAACCAACAACGGUACUAUGAAGAAGUACAGACAAAUGUUACGUAUGGGCCCACGCAUCAUGAGCUCAACAUGGACUCUCUAGGAACGUACAUCUACCCAACAAACUACGAGGUACGAGAAUAUCAAUUCGAGAUCGUGAAGAAGGCUCUCUACGAAAAUCUGAUUUGUGCCAUCCCUACAGGUACAGGUAAAACGUUCAUAGCCAGUACGGUGAUGUUGAACUACUACCGGUGGACAAAAAAAGCUAAAAUCAUAUUUACGGCGCCCACAAGGCCCCUGGUAGCCCAGCAGAUCAAGGCCUGCUUGGGUGUCACUGGAAUUCCUCACAACGACACCGCCAUUUUGCUGGACAAGACGCGGAAGAACAGAGUAGAGAUCUGGGCCUCGAAAAGGGUUUUUUUCACCACACCGCAAGUUGUGGAAAACGAUCUCAAAAGAGGCGUGUUGGACCCCAAAGAGGUGGUGUGUUUGGUGAUUGACGAGGCGCACAGAGCACGAGGCGCAUAUUCCUACGUUGAGAUCACAAAAUUCAUGGAUCGGUUCAAUACAUCCUACCGUCUCUUGGCUUUGACCGCAACACCGGCAGCAGAUCUAGAAGGUGUACAAGAAAUUGUUCAGAAUCUGAAUAUUUCCAGAAUCGAGCAGCGAACGGAAGAUGAUGCGGAUGUUUCUCGUUAUAUGAAAAGGAGGUACAAGGAAGAGAUAGACGUUGGCCUGAUUCCUGAAAUUGAGGAUAUUAUAGAACAGCUUGGUCUGGCUGUUACACCGGUUCUCAAAGAGGCCGUGGAGCUGGGACUUUAUGAUGACUGCCAUCCUUCACAGAUAAAUGCAUUUGUCGCGUUGCAGAAAAGUCAGAAGCUCGUGGCCAACCCUUCCAUACCAGAGGGAGUCAAAUGGAGGAAUUUCUUUAUUUUACAGCUUCUGGCUCAUGUUGGGCAUAUGCUGAAAAGACUAAAGAUUUAUGGGAUACAGUCUUUUUACAGAUAUUUCGAAAACAAACACAAGGAGUUUACAACCAAGUAUGGAUUGGGGAAAUCAACUAAUAAAACUGCCGCAUCUUUUUACUACAACCCGAUUUUGAAGACUGUGAUGAAAACUUGCGAGCAUCUUUUGGCGAAGCAAGACUUUCUAGGGCAUGAUAAAUUGAGACUUCUUCGACAGGAGCUUCAGGAAUUCAUACAGGAUUGCCAACCAAGUUCAAGGGUCAUUGUCUUUACCGAACUGCGAGAGUCUGCGCUGGAGAUUGUGAAGAUCAUCGAUUCUAUGCAUGUUGAUGAGCUUCGGCCUCAUAUAUUUAUUGGUCAAGCUCGGGGGAAAGAGGGAUUCGAUGACGAAGAAUAUACGAGAAAGAACAAGCCGAAAGGCAGGAAAAAGUCGGAUCGUGCUCAGCGCUUGGAAGAGGAACAAACCAUAGCGGAAGAAAAAAGGAAAGAGAAGGAACAAAAACGUUUGCAAAGAUUGGCAAGCCGUACUGGAACUUCGGAAGAAGCUCAGAUAACAGGUAUGAAUCAGAAGCAGCAAAAAGACGUUCUAAAAAAAUUCAAAUCUGGUCUUUACAACGUUUUGGUGUGUACAUCUAUUGGCGAAGAAGGUCUAGACAUCGGAGAAGUGGAUCUGAUCAUAUGUUAUGACGCAACUGGCAGUCCGAUAAAGAAUAUCCAAAGAAUGGGCAGAACUGGGAGAAAGAGAGACGGUAAAAUAGUCCUCCUGCUAAGCGGUUCAGAAAACAAAAAAUUUGCCCAGGCGAUGGAGGACUACGCAGAGCUACAGCGAAUAGUGAGUAGAAACUCCCUGGACUAUAGGUCAUCUGACAGAAUUUUGCCAGUGGGCAUAGAGCCUGUCUGUGAAAAGAAAUUCAUAUCCAUAGGAGCGGAAGAGGAUGAGUUGAACAAUAUUGACGAUUCAGACGAGGUGAUCAAGUUCGCGACUCAGUCGAUGAUGGGAAAACUGGACACUGGGAAAAUAAAGGGAGCGAAAAAAACGAAGAAGCCUAGAGAGAAAGCAAAAAGAUUUUUCAUGCCAGAUAACGUUGAGACAGGCAUUGUGCCCGCUACGAAUUUAGUGAACACGUUCGUUCGUGAUGAACAUGGCGAGAAAGUCAAGGUUGAAAGACUAAAGAAUCAAGCUGACCUAAGAUACCAAGUUCUAGAUGACAUCGCUCUCGAGUCGCCGAUUUCAUCACCAGUCAAGCCCGAACCUGAACCUGCUAGUCAACUCGAAUCACUCAAAAUGACAACAGUGCUUGCGCGCCACAAGGCUGCCUUAAGAAAUGCAGGAACUGCAGAUACAGAAGAUACCGCCCUUUUCUCUGACUAUCCCAUAUCCUCCUCAAAACGGCCAGCAAGUUCUGCAACCCCAGUCAAUUCCUCCGAUGAAGCGAUUCCGCCGUUUAAAAGCGCCAAACGUGGUGGGAAUACAUGGACAUUUCCCAAUCCGCAUCAACAGGCUAUUCCUUUGACGGCGAAAAGCCAAGAGAGCAGUACAGGAGGGUACGAAGACAUUUACAGAAGCUCAUUCGGAGUAUCGGAUGGACUUUUAAGUUCACAAGAGCGUCAAUAUUUCGAGGAAAACUACUCUGCGCUUUGCGGUGUUUGCAUAGAGACAGUACCAGAUUUUGUUGUCAAGGUGAAGACAGGAGAUCUGCCGCAUUCAGCGAAAUCGCGACGGCUGAUAAAAGCUUUUAAGAAUAUGGAGGCCAACACAAGAGAGGGCAUAAUGGCAAUGAGCAAACAUAAAUCAUUAGCCAACGGACUGGAGGUGUCAGGAUGCAAUAACGAUUCUUUGCUUCCUACUUUGCACAAUGUCACUGUUGAGGACCGCGAUGUCAGAUAUUUCGCCGGUAGGACGUCAUUCUCAAACGCAACGUUGCCAGUUUCAAACGUCCCCCAUCUCACCAACCUAAAUCAGCUUUCGGACUUGACAGACUCGGAUCUUUCAGAAAGUUUCAACUGA
Molecule: messenger RNA, 3084 nt
Organism: Lachancea lanzarotensis
Lineage: Eukaryota; Fungi; Ascomycota; Saccharomycetes; Saccharomycetales; Saccharomycetaceae
Gene: MPH1
Product: LALA0S01e09340g1_1
Exons: 1
Coding region: 1-3084 (1027 amino acids)
Biological process (GO): interstrand cross-link repair; double-strand break repair via synthesis-dependent strand annealing; replication fork reversal
Molecular function (GO): ATP binding; 3'-5' DNA helicase activity; hydrolase activity
Source: RefSeq, a predicted model, not a curated record